AUGAGGAUUUCUGCCAUCUCACUCACGCUCUUCUCCCUCCUUCACCUGUCGGCUGGACAGCUCCGGCGUCGCCACGUCCAUCAGCACCGGGCCAACCGGGCCUUCGUUCAGAAGAGGGACAAGAUCACCGUCACGGACAACACCUUCGCUACACCCACCGAGGUCCCCGAGGUUGUCGUCUACGUUGAUCAGUUCGGCAACUCAUACCGCACUGCGACCGAGACUGUCGUCUACGUCCCCAUCACUUCGACCAACACUCCGGAAGUGCCUGCUCCCUCGGUUGCAGCAGCUGCAGCACCUGCCCCUCCGGCUACUUCGGCUCCCCCCGUCGUGGCCCCGGCCCCUGUCCCGGCACCGCCCGCGUCGUCUGUGCCCGCGCCUAAGCAGCCCGCCCCCGAGCCGAGCCCUACUCCUAAGACGAUUCACUCGGAAGCGCCGGUUUCUUCUGCUGCCCCCGCACCAGUCGCGUCACUAGCUCCGGCUCCCGUCUCUGGCGGCAUCAGCGAUCUCCAUGGCGUGACCUACUCUCCCUACAAGGGCGCCGGGGGCUGCAAAUCUGCCCAAGAGGUCGACGCUGAUUUCGCACUCUUCGCCAAGGACCAUGGUGUGGUUCGCCUGUACGGCGUCGACUGCGACCAGGUCGCCUCCGCGUACAAGGCCGCCAAGAAAUACGGCAACAAGCUGUUCCUCGGCAUCUUUGACAUCAACCAGGUGGCCCAGGCCGUGUCCGCCAUGGCUGAUGGCGUUAAGCGUGACUGGAGCCAAGUCGACACCGUCUCUGUGGGCAACGAGCUGGUCAACAGUGGUGCAGCGACUGUAGCCCAGUCUCUCGGCGCCUUGACCCAGGCUCGUCAGGCUCUGCGAGCGGCCGGGUACCAAGGUCCCGUGGUUAUUGUGGACACGUUCGUUGCUGUGCUCGCCCACCCCGAGCUCUGCGACCAGUCCGACUACUGCGCCGUCAACGUGCACCCCUUCUUCGAUCCGAAUACUGGAGCACCCAAGGCCGGCGACUUCGUGACUUCGACGGUUCAAAGAAUCCGCGGUCAGAUGGCGGAUUCCAGCAAGCGCAUCGUCGUCACCGAGACGGGAUGGCCCUGGCAAGGAAAUGCCAACGGCCAGGCCGUGCCCGGCAUGGAUCAGCAGACGUCGGCGCUCUCGUCGAUCAAGGCUGCCUAUUCCAGCAACGCUGGCAACGUGAUUCUCUUCACGGCUUUCAACGACUUGUGGAAGAAGGCCGAGGCGAGUACAUUCAUGGCCGAGCAGUUCUGGGGCAUGGGCGGACGGUACUCACCAUGCGACAAGUAG
Molecule: messenger RNA, 1305 nt
Organism: Anthostomella pinea
Lineage: Eukaryota; Fungi; Ascomycota; Sordariomycetes; Xylariales; Xylariaceae
Source: the annotation of a GenBank genome assembly